Molecule: messenger RNA, 3207 nt
Organism: Struthio camelus australis
Lineage: Eukaryota; Metazoa; Chordata; Aves; Struthioniformes; Struthionidae
Gene: CA5A
Product: carbonic anhydrase 5A
Cellular component (GO): mitochondrion
Molecular function (GO): zinc ion binding; carbonate dehydratase activity
Source: RefSeq, a predicted model, not a curated record
GUUAUAAGUAGGUCUGGAGAUCCCUUGGUUAUCCUGAAGCUGUAUAUUCAGAGCAUUUUUUUCUCUAUUUUGUGCUGAUAGCUUGCCAGGCUUUGGAACGCUCCUCUGGCUGCUUGACUAACUGAAGAUCUCAAGUGCCAAGAUGAUAGUAAUGAAUAGUGUGAAGACAAUUACCCUGGCACACUUAAACAAGCAGCUGAAAUCUAUCUGGAGUCCAUCAGCAUUGCCAGCACGACUCUGCAGUUUGGCCACCUGCACUCGCAAAAACAGGAAUGAUGCACUGCAUCCGCUCUGGCAGAGUCCACUUUCCGUUCCUGGAGGCACACGACAGUCUCCUAUCAAUAUCCAGUGGAGAGAUAGUAUUUAUGACCCCUUUCUGAAGCCCCUGAAAAUCAGCUAUGACCCAACCACGUGUCUGUGCAUCUGGAACAAUGGAUAUUCAUUUCUGGUUGAAUUUGACGAUUCUACUGAUCGAUCAGUAAUCAUCGGAGGUCCCUUGGAAAACCAGUACAGGCUAAAGCAGUUCCACUUCCACUGGGGAGCCAUAAACGAGUGGGGUUCAGAGCACACAGUUGACAGUAAAGUUUACCCAGCAGAGCUGCAUUUAGUACACUGGAAUGCUGUUGUGUACCCAACUUUUGAAGAAGCUGUAAUGGAAGGUAACGGCUUGGCUGUUAUUGGAGUAUUUUUAAAGCUAGGAGAACAUCAUGAAGGACUGCAGACGUUGGUAGAUGCCUUGCCAGCAGUUAAACACAAGGACACGGUUAUUGAGUUUGAUGUCUUUGACCCCUCCUGUUUGAUACCUUCGUGCCCUGACUAUUGGACCUACGCGGGCUCUUUGACUACUCCCCCACUUACAGAAUCAGUCACUUGGAUUAUUAAGAAGAGGCCAAUAGAGGUUGAUGAAAAUCAGCUGGAGGCAUUUCGGAUGCUGCUCUUUACUUCAGAUGGUGAAGAAGAAAAGAGAAUGGUAGACAACUUCCGCCCUCUUCAGCCAUUAAUGAAUCGAACCGUCCGUUCAUCCUUCCAAAACAUGCAUCUCUUGAAUAUUGAAGCACAGUCCAAGGACCAUGCUCAGCAGAUCGGGCCAUAGGUGGCCCGUGAAAUGUCAGUCCAGAUUGCAAUACCUGGAUAUAGCUGACGUUUUUUUAUUAUUAUUUUUCCUUGUUUGCAGUGUGUAUAUGCCAUACAAUUUCGCAGCCAGCCAUUUUCAGUUCUACUAAGCGCCAUUGAGAAGGAGCGGAUGUUAACUCUUAACAACUUUACUCACUUCAAAGCAGUGUUUGAUAAAUAUUAGUAUGUGUCAGGAAUUAAGGAAUUAUUUUGAAUGUUAAAGGAAAAAUAGGGGGAGGAGAUCUUAUUCCUGUCUUUUAUCUGAAUUGUUUUGUGUCUUUUCAAACACUCUCUCAGUGACUUGAAUGAAUUAAUAAUCCCAACUGAAAACAAGCAGGAAAUUUGAAGAAAUGAAGAAUGAAUUAAUACUGAUCAGGUGCAUUAUAGAAUUGUUUCAGUGGUUUGGAAGAAGAGCUAUUGUCUCAUCAUUUAGAAAGAGACUUUUUAUCUUCUUUUUUUUUUUUUUUCUUAAAAAGAAAAAAAACCCAAACUUGAUGCUUAAUAUGACAAGAGGAGAACGAAAAUUUUGAUUUAUGGAAUCCAGACCUUUUCCAUUGCAUUCACUGCAUGAUCAAUGUUUGGUAUGGACGGAGCCACAGAAUGUCCACUAUAUCCAUACUACAAACGAGAAGACAUUUUCUAAAACCUAAUAACAAAUUUAGAACCUUUUAAAAAAGAAAAGUAGAAGCUGCCAAAAUUAAUGAUGUACCAGAAGAAAGCAGGAGAAGAGAAUUGCCACUAUCUCAAGACUAUACAAGAGCAACAGAUUUAGCAAAAAUGUCCAGUGGAUCCCAGGAAACUGAUCACAUCAGAGGAAAACAAAAUUAGAUGAGCCCCAGCUGACCCUGCUAAGGAUACCCGCAGAGAGUGUGUGGGGGGGUGGAUUUCUGAAACCUAAUCCAGUGCUAGGAGAGUGUGGAGAAAAUUUUUCAAGUACGUGAAUGCUGCAUUUUUCAGCAACUCUUAGAGCACCAGUGUACUCUUUUCAACGUUUUGCCUAAAGCUGUACUUUUCUUAAAAGAGAGUUACCUAGCUUAAUGACCACUGAGGACCAGACCGUGUUACAGAACGUUAUGGAAAUGAAUUUAAGUGGUGGUGGAAUCUUAUUUGGGGACCAGACAAAAUUGCCCUUUAAGUUGCCAGUUGUAGAGCCUUAUCCUAGAGUUAUGGUCCAGUUGGCACAAGCGUUAUCUACCUCUGAAGCGUACUGCUAGCCACGAUUUUCUCUAGAGCAUGUUUCUCACUGACUUUAUAUGCUUUAUUGUAUUUAACAGUGUGACUGUGCGUUAAAUUCAUGUACAAACUACAUGGUCAGAUUUUUCUAAGGAGGAAAAGGUAUAUCUGUGAACGGAUGACAUGUUCUUGACUGAUUGUAUUUAAGUAGCCUUUUUGGGGGAGGGGUGCUAAUUGGGCUACUUCUGCCAGUAAGCAAAGUGUCUAGUUGCUGGUGUCGUUCAACGCAAGAGAUGCCAGGACACUAGCUUAUGAGUGGUCAGUUCAGAAGUUUGGGACUUUGGGAAGUUUUUGUUUUUUCUUUUCUUAUUUAAGUCCAAGUGUUCAGUUUAAAAGCACUUUACAACAUUUUGGUGUGACGCUGACUAUUUCAAGGCUUUGCAAUGUUUUUGUUUAGCUGCUUGAAGUACCCAGUUCCUGCCUCUGCCUCCUUCACAACUCUACCUCAGGCUGUUGCUGUAUUGCAGCAGUUGUGCCUUUCUGCCUUGGCAAUUUGAAAUGUGUUCACUUACCUUAGGGGGGUUCUAUGCUAAAUAGUAAAUGUAAGAAAAUCUUUCUUCUCUCCCUGUUCUGCUUUACUGUGCAGUAUGCUUAACAUUGCACGUAUCUUGAGCUUCAUUACUUCUCUCAAGCCCAUGUUGCUUAGCUGAACUAUACCGUAUGUGUCUCUGGCAUCACCAACCAGAUAUUCACUAUAUUUCACAUGCACUUUCUGCUGGUAUUUGAACUCCUUGGAUUACACAGAUGUCACUGAGGGCAUAAUCAAGCCUUCCUGGACCUGCAAAGUGUAACUAAGGGCAUCAUGCUGGUGCUAGUCUGCAGAACCACAACAGCGGUGGUUUUGCUGGAGAAUGACAGAUU